This is a messenger RNA of Leptonychotes weddellii (Weddell seal), 1035 nucleotides long. The record is from RefSeq and is a predicted model, not a curated record. NCBI's taxonomy places the organism in Eukaryota, Metazoa, Chordata, Mammalia, Carnivora, Phocidae.
AUGUCAUUACAGCAACAGCAGCAGCAACAAGAAUCACAGGAGCAAGAACUGUGCCUGGAACAGCAGCAACAGCAGCAGCAACAAGAAUCACAGGAGCAGGAACUGUGCCAGGAACAGCAUCUGGAACAGCAGCAGCAGGAGCUACAGGAGCAGGAACAGCAUCUGGAACAGCAGCAGCAAGAGUCACAGGAGCAGGAACUGCAUCUGGAACAGCAGCAGCAGGAGCGACAGGAGCAGGAACUGCACUUGGGACAGCAUCUGGAACAGCAGAAGGAGGAGCCAAAGGAGCAGAAAAUACAGCAGCAGCAGCAAGAGGAACAGUGUGAGGAACAUCAGGAAGCAAAAAAUCUGGAGCAGCAGCUGGAGCAGGUGAAAGCACAAAGGGAGCAGCAGCAAAAGGAACAGCUGGAACAGGAAAAGAAGCUCUUGGACCAGCAACUGGAUCAAGAGCUAGCAAAGAGAAAUGAGCAAUUGAAAAAGAAAGAAGAGCAGCUGCUGGAACAGCAGGAGCAGCCGCUGGAACAGCAGGAGCAGCCACCAGAGCCAGCAGAGCAGCAGGAGGGGCAGGUGGAGUGGCCUGCAUUUGUCCCAGUUCCUGGCCAGGACCAAGAGACCCAGCCAGUUCAGUCACCGAAGGGAGAAGUCUUACCCCUCACAAAGCAGCAACAGCAGAAGCAGGAGCUGUAUGGCCCCCCAAAACAUAAGUAAGCACUCCCAGUAUCCCAGAGGCUCUCAGGCCAUCCCACACAAGUGAAGAGAGAGCCAGUGGCCUCACUAAUUUCAGGUCCCCAGCCUGGGUGGCCUGCCUCAUCUGUGAACCUGCCUGACCCUGUCCUUCUGUUUCUUUGAUGGGGCUGGGGGAAGGGGAAGUUAUUGUUCAGCAACCACCCCUAAUGAACUCGGCCCCAAUCUCAGGUGGCCAAAUCCUCUGCCUAAGGAGACAGUUACCAUACUAACUCUGACUUCAUCCCCAGUAUUAUAGUUGAAUCUGUGAGUGUGUACAAUAAUACAGAAUAAAUCCUGGAAGUCCUUGGA